AUGUACUUGAGCCGCCGAUCGCUUGCAGGGCUCAUUGUGGGAGCAGUGGUGAUAAUUUUUUUUUCACACAUUAAUUCUUAUGUGAUGACAAUUAAAAAGAACGUUUUUAAUGUGUACAGAAGCAGCAGUUUUUUAGUGGAGAUUUCCAACGAUAAUGUCAUCGAUAGAGUGCGGAAGGAGAAACCAGCCUGCAUACAUCCAGAACUGGAUGUCGAUGAUCAUGUCAUGAUGGCUUUCUAUAAGAAACUACCAAAAGUUGUGUGCAAGGGAGAAAAAAACUGGGUGUUCGUAGACAAUGGUACCCUUCGGUUUUCUGAAGAGGCCAAAAAGAUUCACAAGGAUUUCCAUUGUGAUUAUUACCCUUUAAUACGUGGACCCGGAGAUUAUCAGAUCUCUUUUUCCGACCCUAUGAAAGACAUUAAAGAUGGUGCGAAUUUGACAUCCGACUUUUUUAAAAUAAUUUGCGUGGACACAAAUAAUAACACAUAUGAAAACAUACAUGCUGGCAUUCAUCUUAAUUUGACUAUCAAAGAACGUCUAAAAAUUGUCAAACCGCCAGCCAAUGGAUUAGGUCUGUCUAUUGCGUUUCUGGGUUUUGAUUCCAUGUCCAGGAUGUCUUGGUUACGACGUAUGCCUUUAACCAGAGAUUAUCUCGUCAACGAACUCAAAGCUAUAGAAUUCCAAGGCUAUAAUAUCAUGGGCGAUGGAACGCCAGCCGCCCUGCUACCAAUUCUCACAGGAAAACACGAGCAGGAGCUCCCUGAACAUGGUUACGUCACAUCAUGGGCGGAUGCACAAAUCCAAAUCGCGCCUUUUAACUAUCGACUCCUGGGCUUUGAGCACUCUCCAGUGGACUAUUUCAUGAGACCCUUCUAUCUAGCUGUCGACCCACUGUACCCCAAGUAUUCGCCGGACUGCCAUGCAUCGGAACCCAUGCACAUGCUUUGGUUUAACUGGAUACGAGACAUAUUCAACAUGUAUAAAGACGACCCGAAGUUCCUGUUCCAUUUCUACACACCUCUGAGUCAUGAUGACAACAAUAAAAUAACUACGGCUGACGAGGAUUUGAAGACUUUUAUUCAAUAUCUGGAAAUGGGCGGAUUUCUGAAUAACACCUUGCUUCUUAUAAUGGCAGAUCAUGGUGCCCGUUUUGCCGACGUUAGACGCACUUUGAGCGGCAAGCUGGAAGAAAGACUACCCUACGUUAGCUUGCGCUUUCCACCCUGGUUUGAGACCAAGUACCCGGAAAUAAUAAAAAAUAUGAGAACCAACGUCAACCGUCUGACUACAGCUUUCGAUUUGCAUGAAACUUUCAAAGAUGUUCUGAAGUUCGAUGGUGCUGGAAUGGGCGACAUAAAGAACAGAGGCAUAAGUUUGUUUAAAGAAAUCCCUAAAUCACGUACCUGCGCCGAUGCGGAUGUGGCUGCUCAUUGGUGUGCUUGUCUAUCUUGGCAAAACGUGCCGCAGACAGAUCCUGACGCUAAACGAGCUCUUCAGACAGCCUUGGAUACGUUGAACAACUUUACGCAAGAAUACAGAUCGGACUGUGCCUUGCUGAGUGUCGGCAAUGUCACAAUGUUAUCGAAGCUCUUCACAAGCGACGAUGUGCUCAAGUUCAAGGAAACAGCAGGUGACCGAGGGUUAGAGCCCAUUAUGUCAGCCGAGACAGCCAGAGACAAGGUCAUUUACCAGCUGACGUUUUUCACCGAGCCUGGACACGGAGAGUUUGAAAUUACCUUAGAACAUUUGAUUGCCACAGAGAGUAUGUCUGUUAAUCCUAAAUCCAUUAGUCGGAUCAAUAAAUACGGCAACGAUCCUGCCUGUAUACUAGACAAGAACCGUGAGAUUAGACAAUAUUGCUACUGCAAAAAUAAUUUAUCGUAA
Messenger RNA from Candidula unifasciata, 1884 nucleotides. The record is from the annotation of a GenBank genome assembly. Lineage: Eukaryota; Metazoa; Mollusca; Gastropoda; Stylommatophora; Geomitridae.